GAUGUUCGAAAAGGCGCUCGUUGGAUUUAUCCCCUGGAAACUCAGUCAGAUCCGGGAAAGUGGAUCCGGGAUAUGGUGAUACCUGGCAGGUGUUCGGGUUCUUAGGAGAGAUCACUUCCAGUCACGAUGUCAGCAGCGCCAGUCGUCAUGACGUCGACGGAAGAUGAAAAAACUGAUGAAUUCGGCAUAAGUGAAAAGAUCUUCUUCAAGGAAGGGUCACGUAUACAGGACGCUGAAGUUCUGUUGGCUUCCUUGGAAGAGUACAUUACGCGGCGAUUCGACCCGAAACCGACCGGCUUCAUGAGCAAAGGCUUAUUCCAACUGAAGCUUGAUGAACUCCGUUCGAAAAUUGAUGUGCUCGAAUCCUCAUCGCAGGACCCGGACUUCCUCUGGAUCUGCGAGAAAAUCACUUUGCUCAUAAAUUUGUGUCGGAACCUGGAAGGAGCUGUACGCAGCAAAUCGGAAAGGGUUUCUGCUGGCGAAGGAGUAGGAGCGUGCAACGACACCGACCACCUGCUGGACUGUCUCCGACUGGAAAUGCGCCAGAGAGGGGAGGAGACAGCCAUACUGAAACCGGUGACUCGGAGGUUGACGAAAAUCAAAGCGCAUUAUCUUUCUGAGCUGACAGGAGAUUGGCGUCAACAAGUCCGAUGGCAGAAGUCAGAGUUCCCUCGAACGCGCAAGUUGACGAUUUCGUCAGAGGCCGGGAAGACUUUUGCCCUGCUGAAUGGUCUAAGGAACUCCUCGACCCUGACGACAGAGCUGUUAGAGUGUUUCGUGGAAAACAUAGUCCGUCCCGUCGUCAACGACCAAUGUCUGAUUACGUGCUCCGAAAAUACGUCCCUCGUUCAGCUGGAAGUCAUCAUGGUGGAGAAAGCAGAAGAAGCUAAAGUGAAUCCAUUGGAAAAUCUCCAAACAGUCUACACCUUCAUAAGCAAGACAAUCCUCCCCUUAUUUUCGCUGCAAGAAAACAGCCGUGAAAUUGCAGCGAUGUUGAACCUUCUCGGACAGCGGGCUCGCGAAGAGAAUCCGGAGGCUAUCGAUGAUCUCGCGACGAAUAUUCAUUCGAAUCUUCCCCAAACCGCAAACCUGCUGACUGGCUACGCGACAGAGGCGGAAGGGUCCAAAGAAGCGCUACAAAUUGUCUCCGAGAUGGAAGAAAUGAUGCUGACAGCUCUGGAGCCCACGGAAGAAGCGGAGAUCUCACAUAUCCCGAAUAACCUCAUGAGAGUCUACGUCGUCUCGUCGUGGGUGCCCUCACUAGCCGACAGUAUUCUUCGACUCAAACACGAGUCCGUUCUCCUCCCUGUAUUCUCCUGUCUGUUAAGGCACUUGUCGGCUUGCGAGGCUGAAGCUCUCUGUUCUCCAUUCAAGGUCGCUGUUUUCCUCAAUAAUUGUUUCUAUUUAGCUAAUCGCUGUAGUCUACACUGCUCGGUCGCAACAAACAGCAUAAUCAUGUUGAAAGAGAAAGGAACAUCGGUGUUUCUGCGUUUCAUCAACGAACACAGAAUGAACGAAAUCUCGAUGUCAUCACCGGUCUCGUCGUCUCUGAAAUUAUUUCUGGCUUAUAUGUCAUCUCUGCAAGAAAUGGAGGCAUUCUGGAAACGCUCUCUGCCUUUCGAGAAUUAUUCGAAAGCGAUGGGUCUCCUCUUCAAUUCGCUAUCCACUAGCUUGGAGUCGUAUAUUUUCCAACAGAAAUUCCUCACUGAGAACGAGGUUGUUCACCUGAAGUCGCUUCUCUUGCGAGCGAUUUCGAUGGCUGAUGCGUGGCAGCGCGGGAACGAAAACACCCUGCACGUGAGUGCUGCCAGAGCUAGCAAUCUCCUACAGCUCAUGCAGAUGACUCCUGAGGACAUAUCGCUCUCUUGGAAAUCUCAGUCGGGAUCACUGAGGACGAUAUUCACCGCAGAUCAAGUAUCAUCUCUCGCUAAGGCUCGUUUUACGCUCGAGGAGUUCGACAAGCUGCACGCCGUUCUGUUCUAGUUACAUUCUACGAAGUUGGAGGUUCACGAAUAAAGCAGGAGAAGAGUUUG
Molecule: messenger RNA, 2033 nt
Organism: Galendromus occidentalis (western predatory mite)
Lineage: Eukaryota; Metazoa; Arthropoda; Arachnida; Mesostigmata; Phytoseiidae
Exons: 6
Coding region: 127-1983 (618 amino acids)
Source: RefSeq, a predicted model, not a curated record